Salvelinus sp. IW2-2015 is the source of this 2147-nucleotide messenger RNA. RefSeq names its product alkaline ceramidase 2. The record is from RefSeq and is a predicted model, not a curated record. Gene Ontology annotation, cellular component: Golgi membrane. NCBI's taxonomy places the organism in Eukaryota, Metazoa, Chordata, Actinopteri, Salmoniformes, Salmonidae. Gene Ontology annotation, biological process: sphingosine biosynthetic process; ceramide catabolic process.
AAGAACAAGAACAAUAAUUACAGCGCUCUUGCACUUUGUUGAGAGCGGAGUUGUACUACAAGCUUGCAUUGGGAUAUACUGGUGAUUUAAAAUGCGUUUGAAUUUGGAUGCAUUUUGUAUACAGCUACGUGUUUCAAAUUCUGGUAAUUGAUCGUCUAGCGGUCCACAGCUGAUUUGAUAGUCGACUGCUUUAUCUCAAUAGUGACUGCGGAGUCCUAUCCAUUACUAGAACAAGUCGAGACAUGACUAAUCCUAUGUUUUGGGACCAACUGCAAGCUGGAAGCUCCGAGGUGGACUGGUGUGAAGGCAAUUACCUUAUUUACCCAAGCAUUGCAGAGUUUUAUAACACGAUCAGCAACAUCUUGUUUUUUGUUUUACCGCCUAUAUUAAUGUGCUUGUUCCGCCAGUACGCAACACAUUUCAACAGUGGAAUAUAUCUAAUUUGGAUUCUACUGGUUGUGAUUGGUAUUGGCUCCACAUACUUCCAUGCCACCCUCAGUUUCCUGGGUCAGAUGCUGGAUGAGUUGUCCAUCCUGUGGGUGCUCAUGUGUGCCAUCGGCAUGUGGUUCCCCAAGAGAUAUCUGCCCAAGAUGUUCAGGAAUGACCGGUCAAGGUUCAAAGUGGUCAUCGGCAUCUUGUCCGGGAUCACCACUGGUUUGGCCUUUGUUAAGCCCGUCGUCAACUCGGUGUCUCUGAUGACUCUGGGUAUCCCCUGCACCGUUCUGCUCAUUACCGAGCUCAAAAGGUGUGAGAACCCACGAGUAUUCAAGCUGGGGCUGAUCUCUGGGUUUUGGUGGGCUCUGGCUCUCCUCUGCUGGAUCAGUGACAAAAUCUUCUGUGAGAUGUGGUCCUCUGUCAACUUCCCCUACCUACACUGUGCUUGGCACAUCCUUAUCUGCCUAGCCUCCUACCUGGGCUGUGUGUGCUUUGCCUACUUCGACGUCGCCACAGAGGCCCCUGAACGAGGCCCGGUCAUCAUGUUCUGGCCCAACGAGAAAUGGGCCUUCAUCGGAGUGCCCUAUGUCACUCUACUCUGUGAAACCAAGAAAUCUGACUCUGUCAAGGUGACAUAACCUUCUCAGGGCCCACUGUGCUUGGAAAAUUCCUCACUAUGAGGUGUUCCCCAAACAUGCACACAAAAUAUGCCCUGAUGUCAGACAAUCGGAACAAUGCAUGUAGAAUGCUUUAAAAUGAAGUACCUCUAAAGUACUUCUCUGACAUGGGUGACAAAGUCGACAUAACUUGUCCGUUAUCGCCUCAAAAUGAAAUCCCCACACUCCCUUGGUGCAUAUGCAAUCAAUAAUGUUUAUGCAACUUAGUGUCAAAGCACAAAUGUGUCCCGCAGUCGUCUAUUAAAGUGACAUAAGUGAGGUAACAUCAAUGCUAAGAAACUUACCAAGUUGUUCAUUAAUCAACUCCGACUGUAAUUCUCAGGCUUUGUUGAGGUGAUCGUGAAUAAUUCAAUUUAGAGUAAGGCAGUAAUGUACAUAGAUGUAUUGCAGUGUUUCUCACAGAAUCUUUUUACAUUUUUCAGCUCGAUCUACUAUUCAAAAUAUUCACUGCCCUUGCAUUUUCAGGCAAUUGAGCACAAAUGGUGAGGACCUUGCCAAUGGUGUAUAUUGUGCAGUAUUUACAUUUACAGCGUGGCUGACUGAUUGUUAAUACUGUUAUAGACGUGUAUUAAUUAACCCCUUAGACUCAUGGGAAUUGACCUAUAUGGAGAAAUUGAAAUGUUUCUUACAGAAGAAAUAUGGAAUGCAUAACCAAGGUAGGAAUUAAAAGGGAACAGUUUGGUUAGUUAUUGGAAAAUUAUCAGACUAAAGCUGAGGACACAACAGUUCUGACACAAGACUGGAUCUAAACAUUACAUUUUUUGUGCAUUUUACUUUCAAUGUACUUUUCGCUGCAUUUGUUGAUAACGAAAUCUAAAAAUACUCUGGAUACAUUCAGUUACAUGAUAAAAAAUAUUAUUGGUAAAUUUGGGUUAGGUACAACAUAAGACAAAAAAAAUUCUUAUGUCUUAAGUGAGAUGUCUUAAGUGAGAGAUCUAAUUGGUGUUCCCAAGUGGCUUCUCCAAAGUGUGCACAGUUCCGAAGUAAUUUCAAUGCACUUUUUAUGACUCAAAGAAGAGUCUUCAAUUAUAAGGA